Cuscuta campestris is the source of this 1862-nucleotide messenger RNA. Lineage: Eukaryota; Viridiplantae; Streptophyta; Magnoliopsida; Solanales; Convolvulaceae. The record is from the annotation of a GenBank genome assembly.
GACAUCUCAAAUUGAGCUAAUCAACUUUUAUCUUAUUGAUUUAUCAAAACUUAAUAUCUCAAUGGACAUCACACCAUACAAGGGAGUCAGUUUCUCCUCAGAUGAAGUCACUAGAAUAAACUCCUCAUUGAAUAGUGUCCGUCUAAACCCUGCACUAGUAGGUGGUUAUAGGCUUCUCAAUAUGACCUGGUUUAGGGCUCCUGUCUCGUCCCAAGCCCCUUCUGCUAUGUCGCCACCAAUGACUGUAAAUCCUAGCCGACCUUCUACACCAGCCCCACCCAGCUCUGCACAUAAGGGGUACCACUCAAACAUGAUUCUUAUUACUGGAAUUGUUGCGGGCAUAUUGAUUGUUGUGGUCAUGUCCAUGCUCAUACUUUAUGCCUGUGCUUAUAAGCGAGGAAAGAAGAAAAGAUUGGCCAAAGAGACAGUGAAGACUGGCAGGGUAGAUUCAGUCCAAACUGUAGCAUCCUUUGCGCAUCCUACAAGUACACGGCAUCUUGCAUAUGAAGAAUUGAAAGAAGCAACAGCUAACUUUGCACCCUCUAGUGUCCUUGGAGAGGGCGGGUUUGGUAGGGUGUUCAAGGGUGUAUUAAGUGAUGGUACUGCUGUAGCUAUCAAAAGACUCAGUACUGGAGGACAGCAAGGGGAUAAAGAAUUUCUAGUGGAAGUUGAGAUGCUUAGUAGACUGCACCACCGAAAUCUUGUGAAGCUUGUCGGUUACUACAGCAGUGUUGAUUCUUCACAGAACCUACUAUGUUAUGAGCUUGUUCCUAAUGGAAGCUUGGAAGCUUGGCUUCACGGUCCGUUGGGGGCAAAUUGCCCUCUAGAAUGGGACAUUAGAAUGAAGAUUGCGCUUGAUGCUGCAAGAGGACUUGCUUAUCUGCACGAGGACUCCCAACCUUGUGUUAUCCACAGGGAUUUCAAAGCAUCCAAUAUUUUGCUCGAGAAUAAUUUUCAUGCUAAAGUUGCUGAUUUUGGCCUUGCCAAACAAGCCCCCGAAGGCCGAGCAAAUUAUCUGUCUACCCGUGUUAUGGGCACAUUUGGGUAUGUAGCCCCUGAAUAUGCUAUGACAGGGCACCUACUGGUAAAAAGUGAUGUCUAUAGUUAUGGAGUUGUCCUCCUCGAGUUGCUGACUGGAAGGAAGCCUGUGGAUAUGUCACAACCAUCAGGACAGGAGAAUCUUGUUACUUGGGCCCGGCCAAUCCUAAGAGACAAGGAUAGACUGGAAGAACUUGUUGAUCCACGGCUUGAGGGGAAAUACCCAAAGGAAGAUUUUGUGAGGGUCUGCACAAUUGCUGCAGCUUGCGUUGCUCCAGAGGCGAAUCAACGGCCCACAAUGGGGGAGGUUGUGCAAUCGCUAAAGAUGGUGCAACGCCUAACUGAGUAUCAUCAUGAUUCUGCUGCAAACACCGCCAACCCUAGGCCCAACAUUAGGCAAUCUUCCACAGCUUUUGAAUCAGAUGGCACAUCCUCAAUGUUCUCUUCUGGUCCAUACUCUGGUUUGAGUGCCUUUGAAAUGGAUAUAUCUCAUACAGAGGUAUUUUCUGAAGACCUGCAUGAAGGAAGAUAAGAUGACUGACCAUUCUUGUGAUACCUGAACAAUUGGUAUUUUUUUGUGUUUUGCGCCGAUGGAUUGUGGGUGGUUGGUUUAUUAUUGGAUCAGGUCAUCCCUGGUAGAGAACCAUUUUUCAGUCAAUUCAACUGUUGGUUUAGAGCUGUAUAUAUGUUUAUUUUGAUGCCUCUUCCCUUUCCCUCUUCACAUUGGAAAAUGUAAUGUUGAUCCUGCUUAGGUUUUGCCUUUUUAGGCUUUUGGGUGUACCAUAGUGUGCAAGUUAAUGCAGCCUCUAUAGUUGUAUUCCUUC